GGUGGUAAUGCUCCUACCUUCUCAGGUUAGUCCGUUGCUGGAGUGCUAAAGGGGUAACAACUUUGUCUGUGUCGGUCAUUCAGAAGUUUUAAAUUUCGACCAAAAUGAGGGAAAUCGUACACCUGCAGGCAGGCCAGUGUGGGAACCAAAUUGGAGCCAAGUUCUGGGAGGUGAUAAGUGACGAACAUGGCAUCGACCCGUCCGGGACAUACCAUGGGGACAGCGACCUGCAGCUGGAACGAAUCAACGUGUAUUACAACGAGGCAACAGGUGGCAAGUAUGUCCCUCGUGCAGUGCUGGUGGACUUGGAGCCAGGCACAAUGGACUCUGUGAGGUCUGGUCCCUUUGGCCAAAUCUUUAGACCAGACAACUUUGUCUUUGGCCAGAGCGGAGCAGGUAAUAACUGGGCUAAAGGCCACUACACUGAGGGAGCCGAGCUGGUGGACUCGGUCCUGGAUGUGGUGAGAAAGGAGGCAGAGAGCUGCGACUGCCUCCAGGGCUUCCAGCUCACACACUCCCUGGGAGGAGGCACCGGCUCCGGCAUGGGCACGCUGCUCAUCAGCAAAAUCCGAGAGGAGUAUCCAGACCGCAUCAUGAACACUUUCAGCGUGGUGCCUUCACCCAAGGUGUCAGACACAGUGGUGGAGCCAUACAAUGCCACCCUUUCUGUCCACCAGCUGGUCGAGAACACAGAUGAGACCUACUGCAUUGAUAAUGAGGCCCUGUAUGACAUCUGCUUUCGCACGCUGAAGCUCACCACGCCCACCUACGGCGACCUUAACCACCUCGUCUCAGCCACCAUGAGCGGGGUGACCACCUGCCUGCGCUUCCCCGGACAGCUCAACGCUGAUUUGAGGAAACUGGCCGUCAACAUGGUGCCCUUCCCCAGGCUGCACUUCUUCAUGCCAGGCUUUGCCCCCCUGACCAGCCGCGGCAGCCAGCAGUACAGGGCAUUGACAGUUCCUGAACUCACCCAGCAGAUGUUCGAUGCCAAAAACAUGAUGGCAGCUUGCGACCCACGCCACGGGCGCUACCUAACAGUCGCCGCCAUCUUCCGAGGCCGCAUGUCCAUGAAGGAGGUGGAUGAGCAGAUGCUGAACGUGCAGAACAAGAACAGCAGCUACUUUGUGGAGUGGAUCCCCAACAAUGUCAAGACAGCUGUCUGCGACAUCCCACCCCGUGGCCUCAAGAUGGCCGCCACCUUUAUUGGCAACAGCACAGCCAUUCAGGAGCUGUUCAAGCGCAUCUCGGAGCAGUUCACUGCCAUGUUCCGCCGCAAGGCCUUCCUCCACUGGUACACGGGCGAGGGCAUGGAUGAGAUGGAGUUCACGGAGGCUGAAAGCAACAUGAAUGACCUGGUGUCCGAGUACCAACAGUACCAGGACGCCACUGCUGAGGAAGAGGGCGAGUUUGAGGAGGAGGGCGAAGAGGACAUGGCCUAGACACCUACCAUGACCUUUUUCCUACUAUGCACAGUUAGGGCUGGGCGACAUGGUUCAAAUCAUGGUCGCAUUAUUGAUGCUUGAAGCAAUAGUUAAAAUCAAUAAUUUGGACAACAAAAAUUACACAAUAAUUAUGUAAUAAUUCCACUGAAAGUUGUCAAAUGAUAACAUUGAAUUCUUGUCCAGCCUUAGCAGGAGUGCAAAGGAUUUCUCCAGCCUUGGUUUUUACAUGUUGUCUGUUCUGUUUUCACACUGUUUUUGUUGUCUGCAAUCCUCUUCUUCCUUCGUGUUUUGGAUAUGAAUGUUUUUAACCUCUCCUGUUCUCUCUCUGUUUAGAGGGUAUCACCUAAACAUCAGGGGCAAAUAUGCAAAAUUCAGCAUCUGUCAUCAUGUAUUCACAUGGGAAAACAAAAACAUGGAACAUGCUGUUAAAAUUGUAAGGAGCUUUUGGGCAAUCAACUGCACAAACAGGUAAUGGUUAACAUUACUUCCCUGGUAUAUAUAAGGGUCAGGAAAUACCAUUUCUCAUCACAUUUCAAAAUCCACAGACUACUGACUGUACGGUAUGUCACGGAUCAAUUUGGCUCCUAAUAUUACAGCUCUGUCUAUUCAUAGCAGGCACCUGUUGUCUGUUGUGUUGUGAAAUCAUUGUAAGUGAUCACUCUGUGUCCAGUCUUAGUCUUUUUCAACCUGCAGGUUUAAAAUGUAUUUGUGACAAAAGAAAAUGUAACACUGACCAGAUCAAGGCUGAAUUUGACACCUACCCUGUUUGAUAUGAAAUGUCAAAUGUUUUGGCAGAAAGAAAUAAUUUCAUUUUCUGAAGUAGAAGAAAACUUGAAAAUGCACUGAAAGCUAUGAAUAGUGUCAGAAACUGGUCACUGCUACAUUAUUUUUUAGUGUGCUUGUUCUAGGAUGUUAUUGACAUCGAAGGUAUAGCUGGAUUUUAAUAAAGAUUUUAUUUGAACGCUG
Molecule: messenger RNA, 2411 nt
Organism: Siniperca chuatsi (mandarin fish)
Lineage: Eukaryota; Metazoa; Chordata; Actinopteri; Centrarchiformes; Sinipercidae
Product: tubulin beta-4B chain
Exons: 7
Coding region: 105-1442 (445 amino acids)
Biological process (GO): microtubule cytoskeleton organization; mitotic cell cycle
Cellular component (GO): microtubule; cytoplasm
Molecular function (GO): structural constituent of cytoskeleton; GTP binding; GTPase activity
Source: RefSeq, a predicted model, not a curated record